Molecule: messenger RNA, 2228 nt
Organism: Porites evermanni
Lineage: Eukaryota; Metazoa; Cnidaria; Anthozoa; Scleractinia; Poritidae
Source: the annotation of a GenBank genome assembly
AUGCUGAGACAAGUUCGUCACAUUUCUGAGGGAAACUUCUACGGCCUGCGAGUCACAAACAAGGCUAGAAAGCUUAACUUAGAUAAAGAGCUUCGCACGCUUGAAGCGUGUAAGGACGUGCAGUCACACGUUUACAGAAAAGAGGAGAAAGAAUUGAUAAGUACGUUGAAAAGGCUACAGCAAACUAAACAAGAUCAAUUUGAUUAUCAACCAGAUCAGGAACAGACGGCAGGACAUUUAAAACGUCAUCAUGACGGGCACCCUAGCGCUCACGCCAAGAAACACGACGCCGAGCAUCGACUCCUACGAAGACCAACUGAAAGCAGUCAUGACACAAAAGUUCAAGUAAAAGUUAGAUCAGACAUCCGCGAUCAGAGCUCUUCAAAAAAAACUCCUUGUCAAGUGAAAGUUGUUACAGAUGCUUCUGAUGUGAGUGUUAUCAUUUCUCUUUCGCCUGUAGAGUCCCAAGGAAACGAUGGAAAACAAACUGCUUUUCCUCCAGUAGUGCAGCAACAAAAACAGCGAGAGGUUGGUGCAGAUAUUCAUAGAACACAAGCAUUCAUGUCAUGCGUUAUUUGUAACUUGCCGCGACAUGCUCAAGGAAGAGACAAUAAAAACACUUGUACGUGUCAUGUGGAUCCUACUAAGCAUCCUCGACGCGAAAACGAACAUCAAGAUAUCGAAGCUUCGAAAAAAAGAAGGAAAAGUCACACAGACGAUGAAGAAUUGACAAGAUUUGCCGCCAAAAGAGAACGAAGAAGGAGCUUGGAGAUUGACGAUCUUCUCCCUUACCAUAAAACAAAGCAUGGAAACUUACACCAUUCAGCCCAUCAGAAACACAUGGGAAGAAGUAGAGCGUCUAGCUUCGAGGAAGACAAUAAGAAAGUUGAACCCAACAAAACCCCUUCGAAAACAUUAGGCUUUAGUGCGUACACAAGCUAUAUACCAGGUAUAGGUGCUAGCGGACCGCGACACAUCUUUGAGAAAACUGGAGCGUUAAAUGAACACCACGAACAUGAACAAGGAAUGCGCAGUAGGCAUACGUCCUUUAGCGAGAGCACAAAUAGGAAAAAUAGCCUUGAUGAGGGGCGAAGUCGAAAGAGCAGUUUAACUGAGGACCGAAGUAGAGGCAAUAGUGUGGGGGAGCACGACGAACCACAUUACAUGCGGCCCCUCAAGGGUCACUAUGGAUCUCGACAUAAUAGGGGUCGUCAGGAGGAAGAAUUGCACGACCUUUAUAACAGAUUACACAGAAUAUUUCAUCAUGGAGAGGAUAGAGCUCAUAAAAAGGGACAUUACCCUGGGGAACAUCCUCAUGCCACUCAUUUACCUUUGUCAAAGUCACGCCGAAAUUCAACUGACAAUUCUUCAGGAUCUGAAGAUCCAGCUCCUGCCUUCAGCGGUUUACUACAUCCUGAUAAUAUUAUUAACCACCAUCACUUCCUUCCGUAUGAAGCCAGCAAACAUAACAAACACCGAGCUACUUAUCACCAUGCUACACAUCCUCUAUAUCACCCAACUGCCUAUCGCGUCACUGGAAUUGAUCGUCAGGGUAACCACCAGGAAGUAAGUGGUAGUUUUUUUCCACCUUCCUUAUUUACUUGGAUUUUUGAUACUAUGCCUACACUUUGCCCUUAUAUAACAGACUGGGAUUCUUUUUUUACAGGGGUCUUAGCUUUCACAUUUCUGACUAGACCAUGUUUCAGUUUAAGAAUGAGGAACCUUGUACGUUAUUGUACAGUUGCUUUUGUUCCCACAUUUAGAACAAGAAAUACCCGGACACUCUCCUGAGCAUUUCCUCCUGUUGCCCCACUGAAGCUAAGGAUGUACAUAUAUUCCGAUACACACAAGUUCACUCAGUAGUGUCGAGCUUUAAAAACAAUGAGAAACAGGGACUUACAUUCUCCAGAUUAGCCUAGGAAUACUGCAUAUCUCAAUUUCAUUUGCAGUUUUUUGUAACACCGGGUUCUACUUCUCACAUUGCUGCAGCCUUCGAUCGAACUCAUGACCAGGACAGCGGUAUUCACUCAAUGCUCAUGAAACUAAGGCAACUUCUGAACGUUUACCAUGAAAUGGACGAUGAAGCACCCAGAUACCCCUGGCCAAGCCCCCCUACUGUGAAAUUCACAAGUGAGGAAUUUCAGAAGCUUCGAAAUUGCAGGUACUUAAGACUGACGAAAAGUAACAUUCAGAGUCUACAACAACUAGAGAAACAAAAACCAAUAUGA